Messenger RNA from Malania oleifera, 1254 nucleotides. Its product is annotated as protein trichome birefringence-like 20. Gene Ontology annotation, cellular component: Golgi apparatus. The record is from RefSeq and is a predicted model, not a curated record. Lineage: Eukaryota; Viridiplantae; Streptophyta; Magnoliopsida; Santalales; Ximeniaceae. Gene Ontology annotation, molecular function: O-acetyltransferase activity.
AUGAAGCUUCAAGUCAUUGAGCUUCUCCUCCCUAGGAAGAAUGAGCAGCGCAACAGGACUACUAAUAACAAGGCACUCCUGCUGGUGACCUUACUUCUCCUUACCACAAUCCUCCUACAUCUCUCGACCAAUUUGCGUUUGCCAAUGCAAUCCCAGAACAUUGGCAUCACCAGUUAAAGAAGCACAGAAACAGAGUACAAGUGUUAUAUAUUUAGCGAAUGGGUUCCUGUUGGUCCUUACUACACAAAUGCAAGUUGCUAGAUCAUGGACCAGCAGAACUGCUUGAAGUUUGGGAGGCCCAAUACUGAAUUCCUGAAAUGGAAGUGGCAGCCCAACGAAAGUGAGCUGCCUCUUUUUGCUGUUGGGUUCUUGGAGCUUGUUGCCUUCGUGGACUCUCUCGGAAGGAAUCAAAUGCAGUCAUUGUUGUGCCUGUUAGCCACUGUAGUCCAUGCAGUGGAUAUUUCUCUGAAGCAUACAGCUGAUACAAAUUUCAAGCGCCGGUUGUACACUUAUAACUUUACCUUAGCAACAUUCUGGUCACCACCCUUGGUUAAAUCCGCUGAUUCAGGUCCCAAUGGCCAUUCCCUCAACAGCCUCAUGAGCCUACAUUUGGACAAGGUCGAUUAGGCAUGGGCAGCUCAAGUCGGGAAAUUUGACUAUGUGAUCAUCUCAGCUGGCCAAUGGUUCUUUCGGCCACUGAUGUUCUAUGAAAACAACCAGCUUGUUGGGUGCCACAUUUGCCAUAACAAGAACGUAGCAAACCUAACAAAGUAUUUCAGGUAUAGGAUGCCUCUUCAAACUGCCUUGAGACACCUUCUGAACCUGGAAAACUAACGCAGAGGGGGGGGGGGGGGGGGGGGGGGGAGUUCACUGGCACAUUUUGAGAAUGGAGAAUGGAACAAAGGUGGGAGUUGUACUAGAACAAAGCCAUUUGUAGAAUGGGAAAUGAAGUUGGAGGGGUAUAAUCUAGAGUUCCAUUCGACUCAAGUGGAGGAACUAAGGACAGCAGCGAGGGAAGGAAGGAAAACGGGCAUGGAAUUUAGGAUGCUUGAUGUUACAAAAGCUAUGUUACUCAGGCCAGAUGGUCACCCAAACCAUUAUGGGCACUGGCCACAUUAAAAUAUGACAAUAGCUGAUUGUGUCCACUGGUGUCUGCCUGGCCCCAUUGAUACAAGGAAUGAAAUUUUGCUUCAGAUGCUGAAGAUAGUAGGUGAGAAACCAAUUGAUGGAGUGCAUCAUAUAAAGGCUGGAUGA